This is a messenger RNA of Mesorhabditis belari, 1065 nucleotides long. Lineage: Eukaryota; Metazoa; Nematoda; Chromadorea; Rhabditida; Rhabditidae. The record is from the annotation of a GenBank genome assembly.
AUGGGCGGUUGCGGGAGUAAAGAGGGCAAAGAAAUGGCGCAGAGGAGUCGAGAAAUCGAGAGGCAAUUGAACGCGGAUAAGAAAGCCAAAGCGAACAUGAUAAAGCUCUUGUUGUUAGGAGCUGGAGAAUGUGGAAAGUCGACAGUUCUCAAACAAAUGCAAAUCUUACAUAGCAACGGUUUCACAGAGGAUGAAAUCAAUGAGAAAAAAGCGAUCAUUUUUGGCAACACUGUUUCCUCAAUGUGCACGAUUUUGAAAGCAAUGGAUACGAUUUUGAAGCUGCAAAUCGAUCCGAUUAGAGAAGAUGACAAAUCGAUGGUCUACAAAGUGCAAGAGAUGGGUCAAGAAGCCGAGCCGAUCACACUAGAAUUGGCUCAAGCGUUGCAAAGACUAUGGGACGAUCCGGGAGUGAAAAAAGGCUACGAAAUGAGAGCCGAGUACCAAUUGACGGAUUCAGCAAAAUAUUUCCUUGACAAUGUGAUCCGAAUCUCCGAGGCUGGCUAUCGACCCAGCGAACAGGAUAUCCUUUUCUCGAGAGCCGCCACAACGGGAGUCGUUGAAGUCAAGUUCAAGAUCAAGGAUCUCGAUUUUCGAGUGUUCGACGUGGGUGGACAACGAUCGGAGAGAAGGAAAUGGAUUCAUUGCUUUGAUAAUGUUGAGGCGAUUAUCUUCAUUACUGCAAUUUCCGAGUACGAUCAAGUCUUGUUUGAGGAUGAGAAUACGAAUCGAAUGAUCGAAUCAAUGCAAUUGUUUAAUUCGAUUUGUAACUCGACAUGGUUUCUCAACACGGCGAUGAUCCUUUUCUUGAACAAAAAAGAUUUGUUCUCCGAGAAAAUCAAACGUGUUAAUAUUACGAGCGCUUUUCCGGACUAUGAAGGUGGUCAAAACUACGAGGAAGCUGUGAACUAUAUAAAGAUGAAAUUCGCUGAGUUGAACAUGAAUCCGGAUAAGAAAAAUAUCUAUAUGCAUGAGACGUGUGCCACGGAUACAAAUCAGGUUCAACUCGUGAUUUCGAGUGUCAUCGACACCAUCAUUCAGAAGAAUCUACAGAAAGCUGGAAUGAUG